Messenger RNA from Electrophorus electricus (electric eel), 2025 nucleotides. It is a transcript of the gene hpse, whose product is annotated as heparanase. Gene Ontology annotation, cellular component: membrane; extracellular matrix. Gene Ontology annotation, biological process: angiogenesis involved in wound healing; cell-matrix adhesion. The record is from RefSeq and is a predicted model, not a curated record. Gene Ontology annotation, molecular function: hydrolase activity, acting on glycosyl bonds. Lineage: Eukaryota; Metazoa; Chordata; Actinopteri; Gymnotiformes; Gymnotidae.
UGCACUUUCGACUAUUUAAGUCAAAACCUUUUUCCUCGCCAUAUUUAGUAACAGGCAAAACAGUACGGAUGUAGUCUAGGGCUUACAACGAUAAGAUGGGACAACCUGGAGCCAUGAAGUCCUCGGGGGCAUUGGCUCCGUUAGCCCUAUUUAGUACUCUACUUUUUCUCGCACUUUAUGCCAAGACGGUCCUAGCGUUGUUUCUUGCAGAAGAUUUUGAAUCUGUAAGCCUUGAUAUGAAUGUUCACAGUGUGCACAAAAGAGUGAAUGAAAGAUUCCUCUCAGUGACUAUAGAUGCGAGUUUAGUGGCUGAAGAGAGGUUUAUGUACCUUCUUGGGUCACCAAAACUAAGAGCUCUUGCAAAAGCCUUGACUCCAGCGUUUUUACGAUUCGGCGGAACUAAACAAGAUUUCAUGAAAUUCAACCCGCAGAGUGAAUAUUUGUCAUCAAAGAGCAAUAGCAGAAAGUCUGUUCAUUAUCAAGGGUAUUCAUGUGACAGAUUUGAGCUGCCUCCAUUGUUAGAAGAUAAACUGAAGCAAGAAUGGACACUACAAACAUCACUCUUGCAUCAGGAAGAACUGCAGAGAAAAUAUAAAAAAGUAAAGUUCUCUGAAUAUGCUGUUGACCUGCUCUACUCCUUUGCAAACUGCUCUGGACUGGACCUGAUCUUUGGUUUGAACGCACUACUCCGAACGCCUGGAAACACCUGGGACAGCCAGAAUGCUGAGGUGCUAACGAGCUACUGUGAAUCCAGACACUACGUCAUGUCCUGGGAGCUAGGCAAUGAGCCCAAUAGCUAUGAGAAGAAGGCAGGAAUCAGAAUAGAUGGCCACCAGCUGGGACAGGAUUUCCUGCAUCUUCGAAACAUCCUACAGGAGUCUAAACUCUACCACUCAUCAGGGCUCUAUGGACCAGAUGUUGGUCAGCCACGAGAACACCACAAAGAUAUACUCACAGAGUUUUUAGAGACUGCAGCUGAUGCCAUUGAUGCAACAACCUGGCACCACUAUUAUGUCAAUGGUAGAGAUGCAUCUUUGGAAGAUUUCCUAGAUCCUCAAGUCCUUGAUACACUGGCUGUCAAAACUAAUGAGGUCCUUGAGACUGUGCUUUCUGUGUCUCCUAUGAAGAAAGUCUGGCUUGGAGAGACGAGCUCAGCAUAUGGUGGGGGUGCAAUGGGCCUCUCAGACACUUUUGUUGCUGGAUUUAUGUGGCUGGAUAAACUUGGACUUGCUGCUAAGAUGGGUUUGGAUGUUGUCAUGAGACAGGUGUUAAUUGGUUCUGGUACAUACCAUCUAGUAGAUGAUAAUCUCGAUCCACUUCCGGAUUACUGGCUGUCAGUGCUGUAUAAGAGACUUGUAGGACCUGAAGUUCUGAAAGCAGGAGUUCUCUCGAAUUCGGUGCCAAAACGGCUGUUACGGGUAUACCUUCACUGCACUAACAGAAACAGUUCAAGUUAUAGACAAGGAGCAGUUACCUUGUUCACCCUAAACCUAAGCAAACAUCAAAUCAACAUCAGUUUGCCAGCCCGCAUUUCCAACAGCAGCAUUAAGGCUUUUGUGCUCCAGUCAGCAGAGCCAGGGGAAAAGGGGCUGUAUUCCAGGGCUAUCAAGCUGAAUGGAGCGCUUCUCAAGAUGGUUGAUGAGCGAACACUCCCUCCUCUUAGUGGAGCAGAGGUGCCUCUCGGGGAACCUCUCAAGCUGCCUGGACUGUCUUUUGCCUUCUACAUUCUGCAACAAGCCCAUGCUGCUGUUUGCUGACAGCAUCUGGGAAUAUGACCUUAUCAGAAAUUUGUAGCUGGUCUGGCUUUCACGUCUGAGGAAAAUUGGUUAAAGAGCUUGAAAGUUUCAAACUUGAUGUAUAUUUUUGCCAAAUAACCUUAACCUUCAACUAUGUGAUUGUUUUAUUUAUUUAUUUUCUUCUGAAAGACUUUAAAAAAGCUUAUCACAGUGCAAUUUAAGAAAGAAUGUAAAUGUUUUGUUAAUGAGAUAAACACUGGAUUAGUUAUUACCUUAACAGAAUUAAAAU